AUGGGGCUUUAUGUCUUGGACUUGAACGCAUGCAGGUGGCGGAGGCCGAUGUACGAGGGCUCUCUUUCUCUCUCCGCACACAGCGAAGCUGUUCUCCAUGACAAAUUAAUUGCCUUUGGAGGCGCAGCACUAGUCUCCAAAACCCCAAACCCUCAGCCUGCCCCGGAGGUUCGCGACGCGCCCAGCAGCAGCAGCAGCAGCAGCAGCAACAGCAACAGCAACAGCGGCACCAGCAGCACCGCCACCAGCAGCAGCAGCAGCAGCAGCAGCAGCAGCAGCAGCAGCAGCAGCAGCAGCAGCUUGAGUCGGCGUUUGCUGCUGCUGUCAGUGUUGGAAAUUAAAGAAGGGCCUUCCAGCGCGGACUGCAGAUUCAAACUUGUCACUGUGGGCGACUCCGGCGUGGGCAAGUCUUGCCUCCUCAUGCGCUUCGUCCAGGACGAGUUUGCGUGCAGCCACGAGCCGACGGUGGGUGUGGACUUCCGUGCUGCAGCAGCAGUUGCUGGGGGCAGAGUUUGUUUGCUGCAGCUGUGGGACACAGCAGGCCAGGAGCGCUUCAGCGGCUUGACAGCAAAUUACUACAGAAGAGCUGAUGCUUUUCUUCUUGUCUUCGAUGCUGCCAACAGACAGUCUUUUCUCCACCUCAACCGAUGGGUCCAGCAGAUAAGAGAGCACCACGCGUUGGGCCCUUCGGCCUUUCUGAUGGUGAUAGCCAACAAAAUGGACUUGGAAGAAAAACUUGAAGUUUCAGAAGAAGAGGCCAGAGCUUUUGCUGCUUCCAUUGGGGCUGCAUGCGCAUGCACCUCCGCCAAGGUUCGCCUUUAA
This is a messenger RNA of Eimeria tenella, 822 nucleotides long. RefSeq lists its product as uncharacterized. The coding region runs from base 1 to 822 and encodes 273 amino acids. Lineage: Eukaryota; Apicomplexa; Conoidasida; Eucoccidiorida; Eimeriidae. The transcript has 5 exons. The record is from RefSeq and is a predicted model, not a curated record. Gene Ontology annotation, molecular function: GTP binding; GTPase activity.